This is a messenger RNA of Gossypium raimondii (Peruvian cotton), 3861 nucleotides long. RefSeq lists its product as uncharacterized. Bases 647 to 3565 code for a protein of 972 amino acids. The transcript has 5 exons. The record is from RefSeq and is a predicted model, not a curated record. NCBI's taxonomy places the organism in Eukaryota, Viridiplantae, Streptophyta, Magnoliopsida, Malvales, Malvaceae.
UGACCACAAACCAGAAGGCCCCUUAGCAGUGCGCGUGAAACUGAUCUGCAGCAGCGACCGCAGAUUAGGCGCUUUCAGAGCUCUCUCUUUUCACUGCCGAAUCCACACUUUGAUCAGUUCCAUCCAAAAUCCCUUCCAUUUCCUUGGUCUUUUCAAAUCCAAUAAUCCACCCCCCUUUUCUAUCCUAUAAUUCCUUCUCGUUUUUUUCUGAAACGAAUCAUUUUACCUUUGCGUCAAGACAUGUAAAUAGUAACACUAGAAAGCGAAAAAAAAACCUCCUCUUUUUCUCUGCUCAUCUCUUUCCUGUCAUUUUCUCGCUGCUCUUCUUUGGCACUCCAUUAUUGUACGGCCUUUUUUCCUGUUUUUUCUUCGUAGAUUCCUCUUGUUCUUUGCUGCAUUGCUCCUUUUUCGUCACUGUCGGACCCUUUUCAUUGCUUUGUUAAACUUAAUGGCUCUUUCCAUUUCUCUUUGUUCUUCAGUAGGUUUAGCUUUUUCUUUAGUAGGUUGGAUUUGGAAUGGGGUUGGUUUUGAUUGUUUGUCAAGAUGAUUAAAACAUAAACUUUUUUUUUUCUGGUUGUUAGGUUUUUUUUUUGGAUUUUUAAUAAUUUUCUGGGUAUUUAUUUUUUGAGUGUCGGUGGUAAGAAAAAUGAAUGAACAAACGGGGAAAACGCCGUCAUCUCUGGCUAUAACGGAGAAGAAGCCUCAUAGGUCUGGUGGUUGUGUUGGCAUUUUCUUUCAACUCUUUGAUUGGAACAAAAGAUUUGCGAAGAAGAAACUUUUCUCGAGAAAAUUACUCCCUCCUACUCGUACCAAAGCUUCAAAGAGCUUUGGAGGAGAUGAAAAAAUGCCCAAAUCCAAGCUGCAUUUGAUUGCUGAUGAGAACAGUGGGGGUUUUCCAAAUGUGAAGAAAAAUGGGAAACACUUUAGUAGUGAAGUGGAUCAAAAGCAUGAAAUGAAAGCUCCUGGUUUGAUUGCUAGGCUAAUGGGAUUAGAAUCCAUGCCAGCUUUGAAUAGAGAUAAGUCUCAUAAGAAGUCCAAGAUUUUAGGUAGUAAUCCUGAUGCUAAAGAUGAGAAAAUUGUGAUUUCUCAAUGUGGGAACAGUGGGAAAGAUUUGGAUUUAGCUAAGGGUAGCUCGAAAAUCGAGCCUCGACCUCAGAAGAUUCAGAAAAUAGGGCCAUAUGAUAGACGGAUGGUCACUAGAUUUGGAGCUGAGGCGUUGCAAAUUAAGAGUGUUCUGUUGCGAUCGAAGAAGCAUCAUCAUCAUCAUCAUCAAAAGUUUGUUUCUCCGAUUAAGAGUCCAAGGAUUUCUUCUGCGCGCAAUGCCUCUAGGACAUCGAGGUUGAUCGAUGCAGCUGCAAAAAUUUUGGAACCAGGGUUGCAAGCUACUAGUAGAUCGAAAUAUACUCUUGCUUAUCCGAGUCCUACUUCUUAUUCAAGUAAGAAUGAGGUUGUAACUGAGGCAAUUGUUUCACCAGAUAUGUUGGAACAAUCUGCUUGUAAUGCUAGUGCUGGUAAGUCUUUGGUUGGCCCAACAUCAUGCAAGAACUGUGGCAAUUUGCUCGAUGUUGUGGAGUCUAGAGCAAAGUUGGAGGAUCAGCAGUUUGUUUGUCUGUCCUCUGCGCCAAAUUUUGUAGAUGCUUCUUUGCAUGGAUUAGAAAAGAGUUGGCCAAGGUCUUCCCCGACCUUGUUCGAUCAAGGGAAAGAGGUAACUUUUCAGAGAAGCCACGACCAACCAUUAUCUUUUACUGGUCAAGAAGAGGACAUUGUUCAGUCUGGUAAUGAACCUGAUACAUUUAGAAAAGACCCUAGAGCUCAAGCUCAAUGGCAUUCAACAAGUCAACCUGGCAAAUUUCAAAAGAAUGAAAAGUCUCCUGUUGGUUUCAAGCCGAGGAAUCAAAGUCAGAAUCAUAUAUCGUUAGACAGGGAUAGAAUCCCGGCAAAGGCUAAACUAAGUACUCUUCGAAGUAGGAAAGCUGCUUCUGGUGCAAAUGCUGUUGGUGGGGUCAAAGAUUUUGUUGCCCUGAACAGAAGCUUAAGUAGUCACACCCGACAUAGAGUGCCAGUCAAAGUGGAUAGCUCUCCUGUUGACAUCGAGAGAAAAUCUUGCAGUGGCCAAGAUGAUUCCUUGUCUCAGUUAAGGUCUCCGGUAAGAAAGAGGAGAACACAUAUUGUUAAUGGGCAAGCUGAAACUGAAGGUUUCAUCAAUCCAGCAAUUGGAAAAGAAAGAAACAGUAAAUGCAAACCGGUGACUAGACGAGAAAUGGUACAUGGAGCUUGUAGUGUAGAUCAGACAUGUUCUAAAAGCAGAUCAACGUGCCGAGAAACUGGUAAGGGAGCCAAGGACAAAAAUGAUACAGAUAUUAUUUCUUUCACAUUCAGUUCUCCAUUAAAGCAAAAGCACAGCAUUUCCACAAAACUGAAGGAUAAAAGAAAGGACCAAAAUGAAAGCAUUGCCCUCCAAAGAAGUGAAAUGACGGAAAACAAUUAUGGAGAAACAUCUUUGCCGAAGAACAUGACACUAACAGGAGAUGCUUUAAGUGUUCUUUUGGAACAAAAGUUGAAGGAAUUGACCUCUCAAGAGGAGGAUGAGCAGAAGACCGGCUGUACUCUACCAAAGAGAUCCACUGCCAUGAUUCUGCAGGAGCUAAUUUCUGCUUUAACUUCAGGGAAGGCUAACUCUCGGAAUGGUCACCUUUUCAGUUCAGAUAUUGGUUCCAAGACUGAAGCAAAGGCUGAAGGGACUUUAGUCGGGUAUACUAGCCAUGGUGAUCAUUUUAGUCCUGGUUCUGUUCUUGAAGCUUCAUUUUCGAAUGAUAGUUGUGUUUCCAGCAGCCUUGACGAAAGCUUAGGACAUAGGUUACAACCAGAUUCCAUGGGUUACUUGUACAAUGAACCACAACCAAUGGAACCCGAUGCGGAUCUUCUGGAUUCUGCAACUUCAUUGGACAAAGUGACAAAUGUUAGUGAGAUAAUCAUCGAUCUUGUCAACCGAAUAUUUGUUUUGAUGCAUGUUGUCAGUAACUUUGCUCUUGGAUUAUCCGAUGACAAGCUUAUCCAUUGUAAGGAGGUUAUCUUAAAAGCUGAACUGUUGUUCGGAAAUUUGACUCCCUGGGAUUUGGAUGGGACAGAUGAUUUUUUCUUGGCACCCUAUAUACACGAAGAAGUUGAAACUCUUGUAGCUGCCAUGCGGGUAGAUUUUAAAUCUGUUCUUGGUAUUGAACAGAUCAAAGAAAACUAUCAGCUUAGAGGAUUUCUUUUUGACUGUGCAAUAGAGUGUAUAGAUUCCAAAUACAGUCGUUAUUGUAACUCCGGAUUCAGAGCAUGGGGAAGUCUUCCAUAUUGCAUGAACUCAGGAAAGCUGAUUCGAGAUGUUGCAGAUGAAGUUAGAAGGUGGACAAAACUGGCUGGGAUGGUACCUGAUGAACUAAUAGAAUGGGAGAUGAGUUAUUCACUUGGGAAAUGGACAGAUUUUGAUAUCGAGGCAUACGAAACUGGUGCUGAAAUGGGCUGGGAUAUUGUUCAAACUUUAGUUGAUGAAAUGGUAGACGACCUGGUUUCCUCUUGAAUUGCAUACAUGCCGCAUGAUCUGUGAGUAUCUUUUGUAAAUCAUGUUGACAUGCUAUCUCACUGAAUUAUAUUUUCCAUUUCUGAUAAAAAAACAAGCUGGUAAAUUUGUAAAAAUGGGACCAUGUUACUCUUUGACUUUUUCAUUUCCCACGAAUUAUCUGUGUCCGAGUAACAUUGGAGUAUUGGAAUAUUGUAUGAGCAUUUGUACCUGUAUAAUCUUUCAUCUUCAAUGUAACUUUUAACUCCUGUAACAAAUGAUUAGCCUGAAGAACUACUCAUUAAUAGUUGCCUAAA